AUGAAUCUAUAUCAUCAACGUAGUAGAAGUUCAAUUCUCUCCUCAAGUGAACCCGAUACACUUCAACAAUGUUUUGCUCUUACUCCCCCAAUGGUCGCUUGUCUGGUGCGGCACAUCAAUCGAGAAAUGGCAGAAGUUGCCACUCCCUCAUGUAUAGAGCGUUGCGUUGUUGAACUGCAAUCUUACUUUCAACCAUAUAUGGAUGCCAGUCGUGUGGUGGAUAACUGUCAUCCUGGUAGUAAAUUGCGUUUACAGUUUGGUAAAGCCAUGGAUAUUAACGCCGGGGCCAGUUCCUCUUUAUUGAAUGUGUAUAUAUUUGCUGUCGAUCAGGACUAUUCACGUCCAAGACUAUUAACACAUGUGGCUCGGGAAUGGCGGGCAUUAUUGGAAAAAACAAAUCAUGAAGGAAGUUGUUUUGUUAUGUUAUAUCAUCAAGAUCUUGUGGAUGCGGCGAGUGUUAGCACAAGAAGAGCCUGUGGAGUUUUGGAAAAAAGUAUUUCAAAGAAAUUAGAUCAGAAAAAGGCAGAUGCGGCAGCAGCGACGUUAGAAUUAUACUUUGAAGAACUGAAAGCAUUAAAGUUUGCUCCUCAUCAAAUGUGUGCGUAUUUACCAAAUGAAGCACCUAUUCGAAUAGUGGAAAGAUUACGAGCGGCCUUUCAUGAACGAUCUAUACAGUUAACAAAUGUGUUUGAAUCUUAUCAGAAACUUAAACGAUCGGCCCCUUUAGUUUCAUCAGAUGGGAAUAAAAAUAAAAAAGAAUGGAGUUUACAUGAAUAUUGGAGAAAAGGAUAUGAUUUAGCGAUGCAUUAUCUUCAAUUUGGAGUCGUCUCAGAGGCAAUGGGUGUUUUUUCUUCCAUGUUUGCAGAAUAUUAUUAUCAUUCAGAGGAUUAUACAUUUACGAAAAGUAUAGAAACAUUAAAGGAAUUAGGAAAACUUCCCAAUGUAUUUGAUUUAACCGUUUUAACAAGUUACGUGAAUGAGUAUCCUAGUGUAUUAAGAGAUGAUGCGGAUUAUGUAGAAGGAUUACUUUUUAUUGUAGGAUGUGAGAUGAAAUGUGCUCUUUUACUUGGGAAACGAGAAGCGGCCUUUGCGAGAUAUCGAUUAUUUCUUCAAGUAGCACGUGAGAAUUUUGCAGAAGAAACUUCUUCCAAAACAACAGAAGCGUGGGAAUUAUUUUUUCUCCUAAAAUGUUCUUUAUCCGCUAUGCGAUUGAAUUGGGCACUUGGGGAAGCCAAUCAACAUACUAAUAAUAAUAAUAAUAAUAAUAAUAAUAAUAUUACUAUGAAUACGAAUCAAACAAAUAAUAACGUCACUGUCACUACUACCAGUAGCAGUAAUAAUAAUAAUAAUAAUAAUAAUAAUAAUAAUAAUAAUAAUAGUCAAUAUCCAUCUUCACCAGAUGCACGAAUGGCCUCUUCAGGUACUUUCCCACAUUCACCGCAGCCGCAAACACCCCAACAACCACUCCAACAACCACAUCAAUUCUCUAUACCUCUUCAAAGUAUAAACAGUCCAACUUGUUCGGAUAUCCUUACACCACCUCCAGAGCCGGAGUGGAGUGUUUCUGCAGUCUCGCCUAAUAGAAGUUAUAGCUUUGCCGUGUUUCCAUCUAUUUGUGAUAUUAAUGAAGAAGAAGUUAAACAUACAGUGGCUGCAUUAGAAAGACUUCGAAUACUUUCUCAUCAACUUGGAGUUGAAUGGAUAGGAGAACUUCAUUGGAUGGGUCGAUUACUUGCAAAACUUUCAGGGGAUGCAUUAGAGAUAUUAUUAGAUUUAGCUAUCAUUAUUGGAUAUCAUGUAGCCGAUGAUAUUGUCCAUCCAAAAGAGAAAUGUAUAAAAGAGGAAACAUCUUCCUUAACACCUUCUCUUGUGAAAGAGUUUGGUAUGUCAGAACUUGUCUCUUUUGAAGCUUUUCAUGCUUUUUACCGAACUAUUACAGAAUUAUCUGCUGUUGGUUAUGAUAUUAUUAGUGAUUUACAUAUUGCUCAUACACUUUAUUAUAAAUUGGCACUUUCUUAUUGUAUGGAUGAACCUCUUGUAACGGCAACGAUGUGUAGACAACGACUUAUUCCUUUUUUUCUUCGUCAUGGUUGGAUUCAAUUACAAAUUGUUGUCUAUCGUCUCUAUUUGGAUUCUAUGGAUUUUGUUAUGCAAGAACGACAAAAGAAAGGAGAAGAAAUCAUAUUAGAAAAAGAGGAAGUUAAUGUAUUAAAGGAAUCUUUAUUACAUAUUAUUAUUGCAUUAAAUGAACCUAGUGUAUUACGAGAGGAAAUUCGUUUUCUAUCUGGUAAACAACCUAUUUUACGUUGGUGGUUUCGUUUAAAGCAUGUGGAUAGAUAUUGGAAAUGUGAACAGACAGAUCCAGAGACAGCAGAACGAUAUGAUAUUUCUGUUCUUCUUAGAGAAUCAGUGGUCUCUUGUAUUAAAUGCGAUAAUUUAUUAUCAACUGCUCAAGAAAAUAAACAUCAACAUCAACAUGAAAGGACUUUAUCAUCAUGUGAAGAAAAAGGAGAAAAGGAAGAAUUUAAAACAGGUUUACGUGCAAAAAUAGGAGAAACUGUACUUUUAUGUUUUAAUGCGACAUGUUCCUUUGAUGUGUUGAAAUGUGAAGAUGAAAAAGAUACAAAUGUGGUGCUCACCGCAACCCUUGUAUCUAAAAAAGACUGGGAUAAUGAAGAUGAACCCUUACAUGUAUUGGAUGUUAGUAAUCUUGUCUCUGCUUCUCAUGAUGAGGAGAAACAACAAUUACAUUGGGUGUGGGAAUUUGAACCUUGUCGUGCAGGGGAAUAUCGAAUGCAUUCCAUUACACUUCAAAUAGCCACAGCCACUACUUUAGUUUAUACACAUGUUGGGAAUUCCAAUGUAUUCGCGGCUGUUAAUCAUACUGGUUUGUCUGCUAUUCUUUCUUCUAUAGGAACAAGAAGUGUUGAGAGUUUACCGCAUUCCAUACUCUCUGUACCUGAACCUGAUAUUGGAAUUAAAAUGCGGGUCGUCCCUCCUGAAGAACCACAUUGCUUUAGUGAUACAUUGACUUUCUUUACCGUAUAUGUAGAAGUUGAACGGUCUCUGUAUCUUUCUCAACUCGGAAAUACUACUAGUAGUACUCUUAGUAUUACUAAUAAUAAUAAUAAUAAUAAUAAUAAUAAUAAUAAUAAUAAUAAUGGUACUAAAUCCAAUAGUAGAGGAGGUAUGGGUAUGAAUACGUGCAGGAGUUGUUCCAUCGAAACACCACCACCACCACCCACACAAAGUCCAUUUGCUAGUAGUAGAGUAGCUGAUCUUACUCCAGUAAGACGUAGUGUUGGAAUGUUGGAUUUACGUCAUUUCAUUAUAGAGACUACACCACAACAAGAUCCAUUUACACUUGCUUAUAUUUACGUUACUCGUCCACGUCGACAGAUUCCAUUACGGGGAUUAAAUGCCACUGUGGGACCAGGAUCUAUCAUUGCGAGGAGUGUGAAGGAAACUUCCCUGCAGUUGGAUUCCGUACUUCGUCGUCCAGAUACAGAUCCAUUAAGUGAAGGUGUAGCCCCUCGAAUGACGAUUACGGAUGAUAAAACUGGAGCAUUUACAAUUAUUCCAGUAGAUGAACAAUUUGUCAUGUCGCAUCUACCACCGCUUGUAUAUGAAAUGGAUGGAGAUAUCCAUAAUAAUAAUAAUAAUAAUAAUAAUAAUAAUAAUAAUAAUAAUAAUAGUAAUAGUAGUGGGGAUAAGAGUAAGAGAUUAGGUGGAUUCUCUAUGCGGUUAGAAGGUAGUAUUCUUCCACUACCAAAACAACAGUGUUGCUUUAAGAUUCGUCUUGAAGAAGAUGUAAAAGAAAAAGAAAAAGAAAAAGAAGGAGGAGGUGAGGAACCAUUAGCAAAAGAUCCAAGGAAAGGACUUAUUUUAUUUGGUGCGACUAGUCUAAAGUGUUCUUUACCUUUAUUACCAUUAUUUGUAUCUGGUAAUGAUGAUGGCACUCAAGUUUCUCUGAGUUGUAUGUGUAAUAAACAAUCCUACACCACUAAUGUAUCUGUGCCAUUUCGAUUAGCACAAGCAUUUUCAGUUCGUUACACAUUUAAAUAUUUUCAAAGUCGUGUCUACUGUCUUGUACAGGUAGAGAAUGUGCUUAAGCAAACAUCCCUUUGGUUGCGGGGAGCUAUGUUAGAGUUUAUGGAUGCUGAAUGUUUUUUUGAACUUUCUCGCAUUUCCUCUACACAUGAAUCUCUCAUGCUACGGGAGUGGAAGCCAAGUGAAGUUAUUCAUCUCUUCUUUGAACUCUCUCCCUCUUCGGAACCACACACACAUGAAAAGGAAUUACAUCAUCGUGUGCGGUUAAAAUUACUCUACUCUAAUUGGUCUGUGGCAAAAGAACGUCAACCACUCAAGUCAUUUAUUCUACAUCCCAAUUUAGCCUCACCAAGUACAGGAGCCGUAAAUAGUAAUAUUAAUACUAAUACUACUAGUACUAGUAAUAAUCUGGUGGAAAGGUUUGAUCAAGGUUUACGUGAGUUUAAAGUGGUAAACUCAUUGGAAAGUAGUUUAAUAGAUGAUACGACGUGUUUUACUGGUCAAACACGUGUUCAUUUCGAUGCUGCUCAAUUAGAAACCCUUCAAUCUACAUGUAAUACAUUUUAUGGACCAAUAGGAAAGUUUACAUCACGACAUUCUUGUCUAUUUAAUGUGGUAAUCUUUGUAGAUCCACCAGAUCCUGCGAAUCGUAGUUUCUACGCUGCUGUACCAAACGAUAGUUCAAUCCAUACACCUAAUCGUAAAAAGAGUUUUAGUUCCUUUGAUGUACGUUCAGCUCCUAUUGGGGCUUCUCCUGUCGAUCUCCCCGGUGGAUUUGUUUUUCCCAUUGGUGAACCGGUUCGUUUCUCCGUUACAUUAGAGCCACUUGCGCACAAUUGGCCGGAGGAGUCUUCCUCUGAAGAGGAGUUCUUCAUUACAUUUAAAGUGGAUUCCACAGCGUGGAUCGUAACAGGCAAACAACGCGUUCGCCGUACACUUUCAAUGAUGGAAGAUGAAACUUUACAUUUUACGGCGGUGCCUGUACCCAAACUACCGGUAUUUACUGUAGAUCAGGAGGAGGAAGUGACAAUGCUCUCCCAACCAACACUGCAAUCAUUACAACAACGUGAAGAACAACAACAACAACAGCAACAGCAACAGCAAAAGAUAUCUAUUGUGGCUACACCCACUAUUGAGAUUCAUUGGGUAUCGCGGUGUGGAGAAGUUGUCAGUGAUGUUCUCUCAGAGAGUGCUGCAGUGACAAUUGAGGUGGUGCAAUUCCGUACAUCCAUGCGUAUUCAACACUAA
Trypanosoma theileri is the source of this 5298-nucleotide messenger RNA. RefSeq lists its product as uncharacterized. The coding region runs from base 1 to 5298 and encodes 1765 amino acids. The transcript has a single exon. The record is from RefSeq and is a predicted model, not a curated record. Lineage: Eukaryota; Euglenozoa; Kinetoplastea; Trypanosomatida; Trypanosomatidae.